GUUUUGACAUAAGGAGAACUCCAAACGAGCCUCAGCUCAUAUCCAAUAUCUCUGGCUUCACAACAUAUAAACAGUUGGAAACCUUCUAGCCCCCACCUCGUGUUAGCAUCUUACAACCCAUGCAAUAUUGGCACUUGUUUCAAAUCCCACCAUCAACAAUUAUCAUAUCUCUCCCUCUAUAUUCCCUUCCCCCCACUCUCCUAACUAUACUCUCCGUCGACUACCUACCUAUUUCCUACAACCUUCCCAACCAACUGAACAACUAUACCAACAAUAAUCAUAACCACAACCAUCUUUAACUAGCCCCCUCCGGAAAUGUCCCUACCGUCACAACGCAAAUUCAACUUAAAUGCCAACAAGGCAAAUCCUGCGGUGAGUGGAGGGCUUAAGCGUUCAAAUGCACAGCACCGCAAACACCAAGAUCUGGUCCCCCUGAUGUUCGACCCUACACAGGCACUGACAUUUGACCAGUCGUCCAACAGCUGGAAGAGACAGGAGUUCAAGCAGGAUCCUCUGAACGAACUUACUAUCCGUCCUGGUGCGGAGCAAUCUCGAAACAAAGACAAGGGCAAGCGUCCGGCGAAUAUGAAUGCAUGGUCGGCCAAGUGUGGUGGUGUUUGUUCGACAACGACGACUAUGUCCUCGAAGAGUAGUACUAGCCUCAACCCUGGAAGUGUUAGUAGUAGUGGUCAGUUGGCUGGUCCAACUCGUGAGCGCGGAAAGAUUGAGACGGAUCCGAGCAAGGUGCGGUGGCCUUUGAUUGGGGUGAGGCGUUGAUAGUUUGGGUGCAUGUUGCGGUUGGGCGGCUGGUUCCGUUCGAGUUGUUUAUCUGAGAUUGUUUGAAUCAUUGGGUUGGAUUGACUUGCAGCGCUUCGGGUGGCUGCUAGGAAUAUCAAUGUAUGAGUACAUGAGUUAUGUUGUUAUGUUGUCUUUUAGUGGCUUGUUGAGGUGUGGUCUUGGAGUUGGUGAUUGUUCAUUAUUGGGCUUUUUGUGAUAGUACAG
This is a messenger RNA of Aspergillus costaricaensis CBS 115574, 1002 nucleotides long. RefSeq lists its product as uncharacterized. The record is from RefSeq and is a predicted model, not a curated record. Bases 316 to 777 code for a protein of 153 amino acids. NCBI's taxonomy places the organism in Eukaryota, Fungi, Ascomycota, Eurotiomycetes, Eurotiales, Aspergillaceae. The transcript has a single exon.